AUGAUGUUUAUCCUGAUUGUACUUUCUGUCUUCGAGGUCUUCGUUUACGUACUAGGAGCAACAAAUCCUCCUAAUUCUAAAUCGGAAGAGCAAUUAGAGGGACCCAUAUGUUCUUUGUCCUGUUUGUGUCUUACGUCAUCGUCUGCUGUCCCCGGCAUUCCAGGGUCGCAUGGAAUUCCAGGAUUGCCAGGACCUGUGGGACCUAAAGGUGACACAGGCAGUAAAGGCGACCCAGGACCUCAAGGUGACCCAGGACCCAAGGGCGACAGAGGACCACGGGGUGACAGAGGACCACGGGGUUACACAGGAUCUCAAGGCGAUCGGGGGCCUUUAGGCGCCCGAGGACCUGCAGGACCUUCAAGUGCAAACGGUGCUAAGGGACAACCUGGAGGUAAAGGUGAUCAAGGAGACAAAGGGUUAAGGGGUGACCCAGGACCUCCAGGCGAACAGGGACCUAAAGUUGAUCUAGAACAUGUAGGUUACUACAGACCACAGCAGCAGACAGAAACACAAGCUGCAGGACCUAUCGGACCUAAAGGCGAUAAAGGCAGUAAGGGAUUGAAGGGAGACUCAGGACCUGAAGGUGAUGAAGGACUGAGAGGUCAGGAUGGGCCAAAAGGUGACAAAGGCGAAAUAGGUGAGCCAGGACCAGCAUGUACUUCAUGUGUCACAUAUACUGUGAACGAGAAGCGUAAUAGACCAACAGGCGACACUAGGAUACCAGACGACAAAGGUGACAAUGAUCACAUCAUGGUAGGACUACGACAAUCAGAGCCUACCAUAGAUACAUCAACAUCAAAGCUGGCAUUCACAGCGGCUCGGUCUUCCAGUGUCAGAGCCAACGCCGGUGACGUCAUCGUUUUCCCACGGGGUGACGUCAUCACUAACGUAGGCGACGCUUUUGAUGGUGACACGGGCGUCUUUACCAGCACGCGAGGGGGCGUCUUUUACUUCGCAUUCUCCGUGUGUAGGUUUGCUGCCAUAAAAAAUGCAGCAGUUAGUCUCAUGCACGAUGGCGCGCCGGUGGUGAGCGUGCUAGGAGGCGCCCUCAACGGUAACUCCGAUCAGAUAACGAAUGCCGCGACAUUAGAGCUCGAGGUUGGCGAUCGAGUGUGGUUAGAGGUGGUCACUGACGAAACUACUCUUUCUAGCAAUGAAAAACGUUGUACAUCAUUCAGCGGUCUAAUGCUUUAAAAAAAGGACAGAAAAUGACAAAAAGUCUGGAAAUGGUACUACCUAAUAAGCCUCUGCACUAAUGACGUCACACUUUGUUUACGUGUGUGGUUUCCUAUGGUGCUCA
Molecule: messenger RNA, 1300 nt
Organism: Patiria miniata (bat star)
Lineage: Eukaryota; Metazoa; Echinodermata; Asteroidea; Valvatida; Asterinidae
Product: complement C1q and tumor necrosis factor-related protein 9A-like
Exons: 1
Coding region: 1-1194 (397 amino acids)
Molecular function (GO): protein binding
Source: RefSeq, a predicted model, not a curated record